UGUAGGUCAUAGGGAUUCCCCCAUGUGCGCGUGGAUGCUGAAAAGCUAAACUUGCACCUGUUUGCUAAUUUGACUCGGUUCUGCCAAAAUGGGAAGGCUAGGAAAACUACAAAAGAGCAAGAAACACAAGAAGAUUAAAGCAAUUGAUCCAUUUUAUGUUGGAAAGAGGGGGAAAGACAGGUAUACAGAAUUUGAAAGGGAGGUGAAACCUGUAAAUUCCAAACCUGUCAACUUUGAAGAACAAGAAAUGCCAAGGAAGGUUGUUGAAUUAAUGGAGUUUAAGCUGCUACCAGUGAACAGAAAGAAAAAGAAAAAAAGGGCAGGGAUACAAGAGCCAAUGAUGGAAAAGGGAAUGACAAAGCCAUUGCCAGCUGUUCCAAAAUUUAAACAGAGAAAAGGCGAGAGCGAACAUGCAUUCUUUAAUAGAAUGGAUAGAGAAACCCAAGAAGUCAUCGCAAAAGCACAAUUUGAAGACAAAUAUAAAGUGGAUCUUAAUGCCAUUGAAAAAGGAGAAGUUAAAGUCAAGAAGAAAAAGAAAAAAAUAAGUGAAAGAAAAAGGGAGAGGCAGAAGGAAAGAAAAGUCAAACAGAAAAUACAGAAGACAAAUAAAGUUGAAAAAAAGGCAACAGGCUUUGAAAAACUGGAGGAUAAUGUGAAAUUUGGCGAAGUAGCCAUGGAGCCCCCAACAUUGACAGCAAAACCCAAGCAAGCUUCUGACAUUGCCAAGCCUGGACGAAAAUCCUUACUACUGAAAGAAGUUAUUCGGGACAAUCAGUCUCACAAUAUUAAUAAGUCUGUGUUUGGACCAAAGUCAAGAGAGGUUGGACAAACUGUUAAAAGAAAACAUUUAUCUUUUGCACAGCAGAGACUCGUAGAUGGGGAAAGAGAAAAAGCUAUAGAAACAUACAGGCUAAUGAAAGCCAAGAGGCAAAAAGUUUCUUGACCUUUAGUUUAUGUUUGAAUUUUAUGCAUUAUAUGCGAAUAAUGAAAAAGGCAGAUUGUAUUUUUGUAUGUAAAUAUAUCAAACUGAAUUGGAUACAUUUCACGAUAAAAAAAUCAUUGGCAAUGUUUCAUUAUUUGCUUUUAUUGUAUACUUCUCAAAUUGAUCACAUUAUGAUGUGAUUACAAAUAUCAGUCCACAUACAAGUGGUCAAAAAAAAUAAUAAAUGUAUGUGAACCAUAGCAUCCAUCAUGGAAAAGUAAAACCUUUUUUGUCUAAUGAAUUUUAACAAAGUAACAUGCAUCACAACAUCUAGUACACAUACAUAUAAAUAAAAAAAUGAGAUCACAUGAUUUCUUCCAAUUCAUCAUAAUGAUGGUAAAUGAGGUGAAGAUUUCUACUGGUACAAAGGUUUUUUGACAGAUAUUGACACGAUCUAGAUGUGUCACACAUCUUCAUCACAAGGUGGCACAACUACCACAAACUUGUGCUACGUCUAAAUCAUUUCGGAAUUACCACAGCUACUGUUGCUCAUUAUGUGUGCAAAAUGUAUCAUUGUCUGACAAAACCAAAAUGGUUUGUCAUAAAGAGUUAAAUAUGUUAGGAGAUGUAGGACUGGCCCUCUUUCUGCGAUGCUUUAUGUUUUCUGUUAUUAAAUUAGAAAAUAAUUAUGUUUGCAACUGAGCUGGCAAUAUUUACCUUGAAGGUACAUGUAUUCUCUAAACAUGCGCUAUGAUCUUUUAUGAAGGGAAAUUUAGCUUUUGAAAAGAAAGGAAUACAUCAUUCUGCAGGUAAUUGAAGCUGCUUUAAGAACAGCAAUCAAACCUGAGGUCCACCAAGUCCAUAAAUAUGGUAUCUAAAAUGGUGCUCAAUCUUAAUCAUUUAUGAUCUAAACAGCACAUUUCUUCAGCAUGUUGCAGACUUACAGAAUACAGACAUGAGCUUUUUCC
This is a messenger RNA of Lingula anatina, 1890 nucleotides long. RefSeq names its product coiled-coil domain-containing protein 137. The record is from RefSeq and is a predicted model, not a curated record. Gene Ontology annotation, cellular component: nucleus. Lineage: Eukaryota; Metazoa; Brachiopoda; Lingulata; Lingulida; Lingulidae.